Lytechinus variegatus (green sea urchin) is the source of this 2404-nucleotide messenger RNA. RefSeq names its product vesicle-associated membrane protein 7-like. Gene Ontology annotation, cellular component: membrane; SNARE complex. The record is from RefSeq and is a predicted model, not a curated record. NCBI's taxonomy places the organism in Eukaryota, Metazoa, Echinodermata, Echinoidea, Temnopleuroida, Toxopneustidae. The transcript is spliced from 7 exons. Gene Ontology annotation, biological process: exocytosis; vesicle fusion. The coding region runs from base 339 to 1106 and encodes 255 amino acids. Gene Ontology annotation, molecular function: SNARE binding; SNAP receptor activity.
UUCUUUGAAUUAAUUGAAGACUUAUGAUAUUGCACAGUGCAAUUGAAUACCUCUAUCUCAAGUAUAUGAAACAUUUGGAUACCAGCAACAUUUCUCUGUGAUCAUAAAUUCCUCUCGAGAAUUAAUGACCCAGGUGUUAUUAGUUUGCUGCAAAAGUUAUUUGUAUGUAGUUUCACAGAGCUUUCACAGUGGACAAAGAAGCAACCCAUUCAGUUUAUGAUAUGCUGGAUUGCUGUGCUGGUGUUAACCAUUUCAAACCUCAAUGCUCCUCAAUACAAAUCAAUCUCUGGAAUUAUUACAUCCCGAUUUAGUUGAUAUGUGUAAUUAAGAAGAAAGAGAUGGCUCCAAUUCCUAUUCAGAAGCGUUCGUAUCUCUCCUACCUUUCAGAGUCCCCGGUUGAUGGUCUUGAUCGCAUCUACAGGAGACCAUCUGACGGAGACAAGAUGCCUAUACUUUAUGCAGUCAUCGCUCGUGGCACCACGGUGCUUGCAAACUAUGCAGCUUGCCAGGGAAACUUCACUGAGGUGACAGAACAAGUUCUGAUGAAGAUUCCUCCACAGAAUGCCAAGUUGACGUACUCACAUGGAGCGUAUCUCUUUCAUUAUGUCUCAGAGGAGAGGAUUAUAUAUAUGUGCAUCACAGAUGAUGACUAUGAAAGGUCAAGAGCAUUUGCAUUUCUCCAGGAGAUCAAAAAGAAAUUCACAGCCACAUAUGGGUCCAGAGUACACACAGCGCUUCCUUUUGCAAUGAACAGUGAAUUCUCUCGAGUACUAGCUGCACAAAUUCGAUACUUUGCCCAACCCUUAUCAAGUCACACACGUAUGUCAGAAGUUCAACAGGAUCUUGAUGAACUCAAUCAGAUUAUGGUCAGAAAUAUAGAGUCAGUGUCGAAUCGAGGAGAAAGAUUAGAACUCCUGAUAGAUAAGACAGAAGACUUAGAAACCACAUCCCUAACAUUCAAGAAGAGCAGUAAAAGCCUAGCAAGGUCUAUGUUUAUGAAAAACUUGAAAUUGAUCAUCAUCUUAAUAAUAAUUAUAAUUUUGGUUUUAUACUUCAUUGUGUCUGCAGCUUGUGGAGGACUUGCCUGGCAAAACUGUGUCAAAUAAUGAUCUACAAUCAAAAGACAAAUGGUUAUCGACUAAUAUAGACUAAUCUGUGGAGGUGGAGUUACAGGAGGAAAGCCAAGUCAUCGGAUUACAGUUUAAGUAAUUGUUGCAGAAUCAGUGCAAGAGAAGUUCUAAUAGAGCUACUGCUCAAAGCAUCCUGAAUCAGUGUUCGUAUUGAGUGUACGAAUCUGGCUGGUGAACCUAGCUACAAUACCAAAACAGCUCUUCAAAGCUACUAUAGUCGUUCAGCAUCAUUGAAAUCCAGUGCAGCGUUGGUAUCGAGUGUAUGAAUCUGGCUGGCUGGUGAACCGAGCUCCAAUACCAAAUGUGGCUUUACAAAUAAUCAUGGGAUCCAUACUUAUCUAGCUCAAUGCUCAGUGUCAUUCCAAGCACUAUUACUCAGUUAAAGUUUAGUGUUUAGCUGGUGCCCAUAUUUCCCCAGCACCAAUGUCAGCUUACAGUAUCCAACUUGAAAUUACCCGAGCUUCAAGAUUGUUUGUGUAUGAUAUAUUCCUAUGAACAAUUCAUUACGCGAAUCCUGUGUUUAAAAAAUACCCCACCAGCUUAUAACACAGGAACUCCAUUGCCUUGCGUGUUGUGUCAAUGGGAGAUCAGGUGGGGUAUUUGAAACCCCAAUUUCAGAUUUUGGGAGACCUCUCGUUUAAACUGGGGUGGGGUUCAUCUGACUGCUGAUAAUGCCUUGCGUGUUAGUCAAUGGGAUCUCAAGUGGGGUAUUGACACCCCAAUUUCAGUUUUUUGGGAAAGUUGCAUUUCUCGCGUUUAAACUGGGGUGGGGUGACUGCUGCUGCUGAUAAGAGCCGAUAACACCGAUGCCUGCCACCACAACAGGCUGAUGAACAGCAUGGAGUGGGAUUGCAGCUGUCCUUGUUACGUAAUAGUAUAAACAAACUCUUCAGAGCUUCCUGGCUGACAUUAAUCUUGAAAGAAUGAAUUUGUAUUCUAUUUGUUUUAGGACAUUAGCAUAUCUAAAAACGAUUAGGAAUUUAGAUGAAGAUCGACAUGAAAUUUUGAACGAUGCAAAAUGACCCACAAUUUCCGAAAUAACAAUAAGUUUUAAAAAAUCACCCUCUCUCUCUCUUGCUCUCUCUCUCUCUGCCAGGCCUUAUGAAGGUCACUUCUCCUUGGGGGAAGGUGGAUUAUCUGGGAGAGUGCGUGGUUGUUUACUUGAGGAUAAACAUUCCUUGUUGAUAUCGGGGAUGGGGGGGGGGGCGAGUGAAAGUAGCUUGGAAUUUGAAAUUGGGGUGUCAGAUGAGAUCCAUUUUUAAACACAAAUUUUC